Molecule: messenger RNA, 1449 nt
Organism: Fomitopsis serialis
Lineage: Eukaryota; Fungi; Basidiomycota; Agaricomycetes; Polyporales; Fomitopsidaceae
Product: PapD-like protein
Exons: 6
Coding region: 66-1079 (337 amino acids)
Biological process (GO): endoplasmic reticulum membrane organization
Cellular component (GO): plasma membrane; endoplasmic reticulum membrane
Molecular function (GO): FFAT motif binding
Source: RefSeq, a predicted model, not a curated record
CCCAUGUCAUCACUAUCAUAGCGCAGACCCACUCUUAUCCUCUCCCCCACACCGCCGCCUCCAAAAUGUCUGUUGCGCUCACCCCGAGCAGCGUCCUCGGCUUCAACAGGCCUCUCACGCAGCACGUUAAGCGGGGUUUAGCCAUCUCAAACCACAAUGCACAACCAGUCGCAUUCAAAGUCAAAACGACUGCUCCCAAGCUGUACUGCGUACGGCCAAACUCUGGGAGGGUGGAGCCAGGAGAGACUGUGGAAGUUCAGGUUAUGCUGCAGGCGAUGAAGGAAGAGCCGCCAUUGAACAUCAAGUGCAAGGACAAAUUUCUGAUUCAGAGCACCAUCAUCACACCGGAGAAGGAGACAAUGCCUCUCCCAGAUCUUUGGGCCGACAACACGGAGGAAGUCCACUCGCAGAAGAUCCGUGUUCAGUACCUUCCGCCGGAAGGGCAGACAGUGCCUGAAGAGGAAGAAGGUGGAGUCAGUGAUUUCCAGGACCAUUCUCGCUCUAUUUACGGCACUGUCCGUCAGCAUCCCAAUGGAAAUGGCGUUCCUGAGCCCGUGCGGGAACACAGCGGCGAGGCGGCUCAAGAAGAGGAGACCCACCAUGACGCACCGUCGUCACCGCCUCCAACACGACUGGCGCAGCUUCACGAGGAAUCACCACACGAGGAGUUCUCGCGUGAGGAAGAUGAGGCACCCGUCGUCAACGUCAACGUUCACACGCCCCAGCCUCCGCCUCCCUCUGAACCUGUUGGGCCCGCACCUGACAUCAACGAGGACAUCCUCAUCAAGCUGCGCGAGGCACAGGCGGAGAUUGAGCGCCUUCGCAAUCUCAUUUCUUCCAUGCCUGAGCCGAGCACGGCAGCGCCCACCACGAUCACGAACGCUACUGAGUUCCGGCGACGUAGGCCCACAUCGCCUUCGGACGACGGCAGUACGUGGGAUGGCGAGACGGAGGUGGGAACAUCAAUCACCGGCACGACAACUAUGGAGGAUACGAUGAUGCAGGCGGAGGGCGUUCCUCUGCAGGUAGUCAUCGUCAUCGCGCUUGGUGUUUUCGUCACGACUUAUUUAUUCUUCUGACGGCUCUGUGUCUGGACGUUAUGGUUUGGUCUUCGGCUUCUACGUAUAAACACUAUUGGAACAUCAUGAGCGACACCCGUGUGUUCGCGUUGCGUCCGCCUGCCAAAUACCUGUUCUUUUACGAUCUCCCCUCCUCGGUCUCGUGGAUCCCUUUGAAUCGUUUGGUAUAGCAACUUUCCUUUCGUUGUGAUAUUAUUCGCUGUACAUAUGUUAUAUACGAAGCGGAGCACGGAACCCCGGUUGUGGUUGACUCGUCUGCUGUAAUACAUUAACUCUGCGUUCUCUUUCUUAGCUUAUGCCUUCGGCAGGCAUGGACGUUAUACCCAGACUUCAUGAUAUCUCUACACGCUAACGGUAUAUACACGAGCCC